UUUGGUAAGUUAUAGUUUAUAUGAUAGUUAUGGGAUUGGAUUUGCAUUCACUUGUUAUAUUAUUUAUUUAUUUUAGCUUUCAUCUUGCAGAUGUUCCCAAGCUUUGUUUGAAUCUUCAUUUUUUUUUCUAUUAUGCUUAUUUAUAUUUUGAUAUUUCUUUGCUAGUUGAUUUUCUGGCAUUUCAGGAACUUGUUACUGCUUGGGUUGUCAUCUUGGCUUGCCUUGUCCAUGGGUUUGUUAUAGUCUUAGUUGCUAGUGAAGCUCAUGCAAUAACUCUGGCUGUUGAGGGUUUGUUAGGAGUUGUGUUUACAGUGGCUGCAUUAACAGAUGAAGCAAUGGAUGUUGGUGAGGUACUUUGACCGCGAUGUUGAAUGUGUCUUCAAGUUCUUUAGAAAGAGGUCAGUGAUAUUUUUUUCUUUUGUGUUGGAAGCUUUCUCAUCUGCUUCACUGACUUGC
Messenger RNA from Humulus lupulus (European hop), 456 nucleotides. RefSeq lists its product as uncharacterized. NCBI's taxonomy places the organism in Eukaryota, Viridiplantae, Streptophyta, Magnoliopsida, Rosales, Cannabaceae. The transcript has 2 exons. The coding region runs from base 21 to 359 and encodes 112 amino acids. The record is from RefSeq and is a predicted model, not a curated record.